UAUUUUUAAUUUUCAAGGCAAGUCUGAAAAACCCAUCUUGCAAUAAUAUACAAAACACCUAAAGACACUGACAUUUCAGUUGUAAAUCUCCGCCGCAGCGGCUGAGCUACGAUCGGAGAUGAGCGGCCCUGUUCUUGAUUAGCAUUCCGGGGGUUGUUACAAUUCCCUUCUGCACUUCUCUAUCCCUUUGCUUCCGAGUCCCCAGAAACAAUGCCUCUGAACUCAGCCUCCCCUUACGGCGCCUUGCCCUCCGCGAAGCCGCAGCUAGUCUCCCGGGCUCGAUCCCUGUACGCCGCCCGCCGUCCGUGGCGGCUGUUCUUCGACAUCUCUGCUUUCUCGCUUCCCUUCAGCUACGCCGAGGCAAUGUCACGAAUCCGCCAAAACUUCAACCAUUUCCGCGUCAAUUACGCUCUCAUCGUGCUCACCAUCCUCUUCUGCAGCCUCGUUUACCACCCCAUCUCCAUGAUUGUUUUCCUGGUCGUUUCUAUCGCCUGGAUUUCCCUCUACUUCAGCCGCGAGGACCCACUUCUCCUUUUUGGGAGAAUCGUCGAUGACCGUGUUGUUUUGCUGGUCUUGAGCUUGGUUACUGUGGUAGCAUUGGUGUUUACUCACGUUGGAUUGAAUGUCCUUGUGGCAUUGAUUGUUGGGGUAGUUCUGAUUGGUGUUCACGCUGCGUUUAGGGGUACAGAGGAUUUGUUCUUGGACGAGAGUGAGGCGGCCGAAGGCGGGUUGCUCUCGGUUGUGCGUUGAGAAUUGGAUCUUUGGGUUUGUGUUUCUAGAUCUGGAGUGGGAUUAAGUCCAUUGUGAUGCUAAUCUAUGUGUGAAUUUUAGGUAUAAUUCAACAAUUCUUUUGAAAUUUGAGGUACUUUCCCCUUUUGAAAUUUAUGAAUUUAGUAAACUGGCAUUGACUUUGAAGGUUUUGUUGUGGGUUUAUUGUAAGUUCAAAAAGAUCUAAACUUUUCUUCCGAGUUUGCUAAAAAAUGAUGAGUCAUCGCAGUUCCGAUGGUAAAAAGGGGAAUGCAUUUGUUUAUCCUUAGUAAAAUGAUUGGAUCUUCUGAUAACCUUAUGUGAAGUCUGUCGUGAAGAUUACUGCAGUGUUUGGGAAGAUCAGAGCGGAUUAUAUAGGAGAAUGCUUGCUGUCGAACUUGGAAGGUGUAUUUGUUGUAUUUCUUCUUUGAUUCUUCUAUCCAACGGACAAGUUCGUUUACACUGAUUUGCAGAAAAUGUUAUAGUGCUUUUUGUUUAAUUGGGGCCAACUUAAGUUGUGUUAAGAUCCCAUGUUGUUUGAUGUAUGGUGCUUGUUACCUGAUUGUCACGAACUUGGUGGUUUUUGUAGUAAUUCUUGGCUUGAUUGGACUUAUUGUUAUGCCGAUUUGCUGACAUUGGUUUUCCAGAA
This is a messenger RNA of Sesamum indicum (sesame), 1396 nucleotides long. RefSeq names its product prenylated RAB acceptor 1.E (gene PRA1.E). Gene Ontology annotation, biological process: vesicle-mediated transport. Lineage: Eukaryota; Viridiplantae; Streptophyta; Magnoliopsida; Lamiales; Pedaliaceae. Gene Ontology annotation, cellular component: Golgi apparatus; endoplasmic reticulum. The record is from RefSeq and is a predicted model, not a curated record.